AUGGCUUCCCUCUGGAGCAUCUGCAAGCUCCUCUUCGCUCUCCUACAUCUCGCUUCUGCCCUGUCAUUUCGCCCCGCAACCGAUUCUCAAACCCAUCACCCGCAACCGGAAAUCAUCGAACGCGAUGUGGCGAUCAUCGGCGGCGGAUCCAGUGGAACAUAUUCAGCGAUCCGAUUGCAGCAGCAAGGCCACAGUGUCGCCUUGAUCGAGAAGGAGAAUCGGCUUGGCGGUCAUGUCAACACUUUCGUGGACCCGCCCACCGGAGGCACAUUCGACUACGGUGUCAUCAUCCUGGUCAACGUCUCGAUUGUGCGGGACUACUUUCAGUAUCUGGACACUCCGCUGGGAAAAUACACAGGAUUCGUUCCCGGGAUGAACACCCUCUAUGCUGAUUUCGCCGCUGGUGCCUCUGCCCCAGCUCCCAACGACACAUUGGCCGAGGCUGACGCGGUUCCACGAUACGCAAGACUUCUCCAGGAUCAAUACCCUUACCUCGCAAGUGGCUUUCAUAUUCCGAAGCCUGUGCCCGAAGAGUUGUUGAUACCUUAUGGAGAUUUUCUCGCACAACGCAAUCUCUCUGCCUUGGCCUACACCGCAUGGUACAUCGAUGAGGGUGUCGGCAAUGCUUUGGCACAGCCUGCGCUAUACAUGCUGAAGUACUACAACCUGUUGCAAGUCGAAGGAAUCAACUACGGCUUUGUGAACGCAGGCAACAACUAUCAAGGCCUAUGUAAGUUGACUCUCUCUCUCUUUCUCGCUGCAAGGAACCGUUUACUGAUCACAUGCAGAUGAUACCGCUCUGAGAAAACUUGGCAAUGCGACCAAUGCUUUUCUCAACAGCUGCAUCGAUCGAAUCACGCGGAGCACUCGUGGUGUCGAGGUUCAAUUUACGACACCGACCGGCAGAAAGAUUGUCCGAGCCAAGAAGCUUGUGAUGACCAUUCCUCCUCUUCUGUCUUCGCUCAAGCCGUUCUUCGACCUGACUCCGACCGAAACGUCACUGUUUGGACAGUACAACAGCAGCUACAUCUGGGACGCCAUCGUCAACAAUACCGGCAUCCCGGGAACCGUUGAGGUGCAGAAUCGAGAUCCAGAAGCACCAGAUGGCAUCCCAGCUCUGCCAGCUGCCUAUGCUUUCGUGCCCUCGCCUGUGGGCGGCGUCCAUGCUACCUGGUAUAGCUCGCCUCACUACCUUUCCGACGAGCAAGUCAAGACAGAUAUCCUGCAAUCCGUCGCUCAAAUCCAGAAGGCCCAGAAGUACUCUUCAGCUGCGACGCCUGAGAUCGUGGAAUUUCACAGCCACAACCCGUAUGAGCUGACUGUGAGCCUGGAUGCGAUCAAGGAGGGGUUCUACGAUAAGGUCAAUGCGCUGCAAGGACAGCUGAAUACUUAUUGGACUGGAGCUGCUUGGGAGUCGCACGAUUCCACGGCCAUUUGGAAUUUCACCGAGUACGAGAUUCUUCCGAAGCUGAUUCAGUCUCUGCACUGA
Molecule: messenger RNA, 1489 nt
Organism: Lecanosticta acicola
Lineage: Eukaryota; Fungi; Ascomycota; Dothideomycetes; Mycosphaerellales; Mycosphaerellaceae
Source: the annotation of a GenBank genome assembly